CCACGCCUUCUGCUCGAAUCACCCGCAUCGAAAGCGAAGCAUGCCAAGGGAAGGGAAAGCAAGCAGCAAAGGGCAAGGGCUGGGCAUGGACGACACGGCGGCGGCGGCGGCGCGCAGGAAGAAGGCGGCGUCCGCCGACGCCGCGAAGAAGCGGCCGGGAGGGGGAGGGGGAGGGGGAGGGGACCCACGCGGGCGCGGGCCCGGCGUGUCCCCGGCAGCGCCCCCCGCGGACGCCGGCCGGUGCGGGGCAGCGGCGGUGGCGGAGUGCGCGGCCUCGUGCUGCGUGCUCUGCGCGUGCCUGCCCGUGUCCGUGCUCUGCUGCGUGGUGCGCGCGCCGCUCCGGGCCGCGAGGCGGUGCUGCUGCCGGUGGAGGCGGCGGCCGCGGCGGAGGCUCGCGCCGGGGGGAUCGUCGUCCUUCUCUGACGCGGAGGUCGGGGAGUUCCUGCAGGGCGGCCGCAGGCGGGCAAUGGGGCAGGAGGAGAGCCAGCCUCCGGCGCGGUCGCGGUCGCCGCCGCCACGUGGUGGCCGGACAACCUCACCGCCGGUACCGGCGCCGGCGCGUCAACCGCCGCCUCGGGGUCGGAGGAGAUAGCGCCAAGUUACUCAGUUACUGACAUUUCCCCUUUUUUUUUCUCUCCAAUUUUGUUGUAAGCACAACUGGAGGAUCUGCCAAGUUGGAUCUGCUGUUUCGAUCUGUUCGACCUCUCUCGUUCUCGGCUCUGUAUAGCUCAUCCGAUGAUUAGAAAGUGAUUUUCGGCGAACCAGCCUCAAUCCAAUGGUUGUAUCACGCCAAUCUUACAAGGUCAAGUGCUCGAGUGCAUGUUACUUUGUCCUCAUUUUUUUCUUCUGUGUACAUGGCUCUCGAUCGUACGAAGAGCUG
Phragmites australis (common reed) is the source of this 880-nucleotide messenger RNA. Its product is annotated as serine/arginine-rich splicing factor RSZ22A-like. The transcript has a single exon. The record is from RefSeq and is a predicted model, not a curated record. NCBI's taxonomy places the organism in Eukaryota, Viridiplantae, Streptophyta, Magnoliopsida, Poales, Poaceae. Bases 41 to 592 code for a protein of 183 amino acids.